Molecule: messenger RNA, 1461 nt
Organism: Trichoderma atroviride IMI 206040
Lineage: Eukaryota; Fungi; Ascomycota; Sordariomycetes; Hypocreales; Hypocreaceae
Source: RefSeq, a predicted model, not a curated record
AUGGACGCUGAAAAUGCACAAUCUCCAACGCCUUUGGCUCUAGGCGGACUCAAAAAGUCCAACUCAACAGCCUCCACGGGCGCCCAUUCAGCAAAGUCUCACACUUCUAUAUCAGUACUUGGUGCACACCCCUACGGCUCCCUUCACGUCCUCGGCAGCCAGUCAAAUCUUUCUACCGCACACGAGACCCAUGAGACUCUCACUCAUUCCAUGGGUGGAGGAGACGUAUUGCUCAUCUUGGACCUACCUGAGGUAUCUCUUGUGGGAUACGACGCCAUCUCGUUUACCGCCAAGCACUUUGGCGGCCUCAGGGAUAUCCCAGCAGGGCCGCAUUUCUUCUGGGUAACACAUCCCGAUAGCGGCUCUGUCCGGACCGGGUUCUGGAUCAUAUCAUCCGGUAUCAACCAAACUCACGUCUUGCAAUGGGACAAAUUUACCGAAACCAUUCUUGAGCCGUCGCGGGCAGAGGCUCGGAUCCAAGCCGAUAAUCUCGAGAGCUUCCACGAUAAGCUGGUGCCCUACCAUGACCCAUCAUCAGUCAACUCAGACCCGAUCAAGAUGGAGAGCUCCGUCGAUCAGGAUUCAAAAGAGAAACUGAGAAUGUGGAAACAGCUGACUGCAAGUGUCACCGAAAGAGUGCUCAACCGCGUCACUGGACAACGGGCCAACAGCUGGCACGUCGACACGACAGACCGCGUCAAGGGAGCUGUGCUUUUGGCGGCAGAAAUGGAGCUCGAAAGGCGAUUGUCAAAUCAUCUGCUGCAGUCAAGAGAACUCAACUUUAGCUUUCCACAGAGUUCAAAAACAUAUACCGCUGAAUCCCUGGGGGCCGAUCGAACCCUAGCGGCUACGGAUGCGACUCCCUACAUGGAGUUCAUUAUGACUGCUCUUGGCAAGGAGUUGACUGACGACGAUGUUGUUGGCGAAUUACAGUUUGCGUUUAUUGUUGGCGUGCACCUUGGGAAUGAUGCUUGCAUCCAACAGUGGUGGCAUAUGGUGGUCAAGCUCAUUCUCAAGGCCUACCUCUUGCCAGAGUAUCUUCCGAUCCUUGCUUCAAAGCUGCUACUGGCCAUUGCGUCACAGAUCCGCUACAGUUCUGAAUGGCUGGGUGAGUCUAUCCUGGACUAUGGUAGCUCAAACAGCCAUGAUCUGAGGCUUGCCCUGAUCGUCUACAAGCGGCGACUCGAAGAAGUCCUCGAGAGACUCGGCAAGGAAGCCACAAUCGACCAGAUCAAAGUCGGCAACUCGUUUGCCAAGGUCGAGGCAGAGGUGGUGGGCCUCGGAUGGGACCUGUACGGCGAUUAUCUCCGAAAGGGCAAGGUAAUGAUGGAGGACGGCGAGGAAGUGGAGCUGGAAAUGGCCGAGCUGCAGGCGGAGGAUGAGCGCGGCGAGUGGGCGCCAGAAGUCGUGCAGCUCGAUGAGCAGGGCCGCCAGACGGACUUGGUUUCGUGGAACGACUAG